GUCAUCACGUUGCUUGUAACUUUUGCCUACACCAAGAAUGAGUAAGAAGAUGGGAGAAUAUAAAUAUUGCAUUUCUAUCUAUCUCAAUUCCUACUCAAAUAAAAAUCAAAAUCCACAAAAAUGGCAAUAGAGUCAUUCGCUUUUAAUAUUGCUGAGAAAGUGUUGGAGAAGAUAGCAUCCCAUACCUACCAAGAGAUAUGUUUUGCAUGGGGCUUGAAAGCAGAACUCAAAAAGCUUGAAGAUAUCUUGUUGACGGUGAAAGCUGUGCUAAUGGAUGCUGAGGAGAAGCAAGUGAAUGACCACCAACUGCGGUUGUGGUUGGCUAAGCUUAAGGAUGCUCUCUAUGAUGCUGAGGAUGUGCUUGAUGAAUUUGAAUGUGAAGAUCAGAGAAGACGAGUGCUUCAAUUGUAUGGAACCACCACCAAAAAGGUGGGUCACUUUUUCUCAUCUUCUAAUCCAAUUGCAUUUCGUUUUAAAAUGAGUGCAAAAGUAAAGCAAAUAAGAGAAAGAUUAGAUGAGAUUGCAAGUCAGAAAUCUAAAUUUCAUCUCACAGAACGAUAUGAAAGUAGGCAUGUUAUGCCUAGAGAAAGAGCACUCACUCACUCAUUUGUACAACCAUCUGAAGUUAUAGGUAGAGAUGAUGAUAAAGAAAAUAUCAUUAGACUUCUACAAGACUCUAGUGAGGGUGCACAAAUCUCUAUUAUCCCUGUUGUUGGAAUUGGAGGGUUGGGGAAAACUUCACUCGCUAAAUUUGUUUAUAAUGAUGAAAGGGUAAUGAAUCAUUUUCAACUUCAGAUAUGGGUUUGUGUAUCAGAAGAAUUUGACAUAAAGAUUCUGACAGAGAAAAUUAUUAAAUCUACAGAAGACGGAAUGAGACAUGUAGAUAAGUUGAAAAAUAUGGAAAUGGAUCAACUACAAAGAAUUUUGAGAGAAAUCAUUGGUGAUAAGAAAUAUUUGCUCAUCUUAGAUGAUGUUUGGAAUGAUGACCCCAUGAAAUGGAACCAACUGAAAGAGCUUUUGUGUAUGGGUGCCAAUGGAAGCAAAAUCUUAGUAACUACACGUAGUAAUAAAGUAGCCUCCAUUAUGGGCACCAUCCCAAAAGCAUAUGAGUUAUCGGGUCUUCCUGAAGAUGAGUGUGUGGCUUUGUUUACUAAAUGUGCAUUUAAAGAAGGCCAAGUGAAGAGAUAUCCAAACUUGUUAAAAAUUGGGGUUGAAAUUGUCAAAAAAUGCAAAGGGGUUCCAUUAGCAGUGAAGACAUUAGCAUCACUUCUUCUUCUGAAUACUGAAGGAAAUAAGCUUGUUUGUUAUGCCAACUUGGGCGGUUUUUCUCCUAAGUGGUUGGGGGUGUCAACCACAACUUCUUGUAGGCUGUUGCUAAAAAUCACAGCAAUUGCAGAGGCUGUAGAAUUUGCAAAAUCUCCCAAGGCUAAGAUCCACAGCUUUGCUUGCAUCUUUGGGUGA
Molecule: messenger RNA, 1461 nt
Organism: Manihot esculenta (cassava)
Lineage: Eukaryota; Viridiplantae; Streptophyta; Magnoliopsida; Malpighiales; Euphorbiaceae
Product: disease resistance protein RGA2
Exons: 5
Coding region: 121-1461 (446 amino acids)
Biological process (GO): defense response to other organism
Molecular function (GO): ADP binding
Source: RefSeq, a predicted model, not a curated record